Molecule: messenger RNA, 2092 nt
Organism: Vitis riparia (riverbank grape)
Lineage: Eukaryota; Viridiplantae; Streptophyta; Magnoliopsida; Vitales; Vitaceae
Product: transcription factor MYB101-like
Exons: 3
Coding region: 355-1917 (520 amino acids)
Molecular function (GO): catalytic activity
Source: RefSeq, a predicted model, not a curated record
UCUCUCUUUGCUCUCCUCUCACUCUUCAUCCUUUUUCCUCUAUCAAUUACCUUCUGUGUCGCUCUUUCUCUCUCUGUGUAUCUGUUUUUCUCUAUCUCUCUCCCUCUGACCCAUAAUCAGAAGAGGAGGAGGAGAGGAGGAACAGCCACAGCCCUCAUUUUCUCUCUUUCUCUCCCAUUCUCUCCUCUGUUUUUUGUCUGUAUUUUGGAGAGGGGAGAGAAUUGAAUUCAACUUCUCUGCCAAACCCUCUCCCAAGAAAAAGAAAUAAACUACGACCAUAUAUAUAUAUAUAUACACACAUCUAUAUAGAUACAUAUAUAAAGUUUUGUGAAGCAGUAGAAAGCAAAAAAGAAAAUGAUAAGCAACAGCGGUGGUGGUGGUGCGUUGAGCGAUGAUGCGACGUCUGGGAUGGGCGGCAAUGGAGGGGCUAAUCAGGGGCUGAAGAAGGGGCCGUGGACGACGGCAGAGGACGCGGUGCUGGUGGAGUAUGUGAAGAGGCAUGGAGAGGGGAACUGGAACUCUGUGCAGAAGAAUUCAGGGCUGUCCAGGUGUGGGAAGAGUUGUAGGCUGAGAUGGGCUAACCACUUGAGGCCUAAUCUCAAGAAGGGUGCAUUCUCUCCUGAAGAAGAGAGACUCAUUGUUGAACUCCAUGCUAAGCUUGGUAACAAAUGGGCUCGCAUGGCUGCUCAGUUACCAGGUCGAACAGACAACGAAAUCAAGAACUACUGGAACACAAGGGUGAAGAGACGGCAGCGAGCUGGUCUGCCUUUGUAUCCGCAAGGAGUUCAGAAAGAAGCACUUCACCAGCAGCAGCAGCAGCAGCCCGUACUGCCCCAUUCUUCAUCUUCUAUGUUUUCACCAUUCCUGUCAUCACCUCAGCAAACAAAGCCCAGUUUCAAUCCUACUCUCUCGCUUUUCGAUCAGGUCAAUUUCACAACUUCUGCAAAUCCUAUAAGCAGCCACGCCAAUUCAUCUUUUCUCAGCAACCCCUCUUCCCAGUUUAAGUUUUUCCCCAACAACAAUGCCGGUUAUACUAUGCCGUUGUCCCCUGUUUCACCAUUCCAAUCCUCGAUGUCUUCUCUCUACAACCAUAGCCUCACUCAAUCCCAACUUCUUUCCCAGUCUCCAGUUCAGUUCAAUUCUGGCAGCUUUGACGGCAGUUUCAAUCUAAAUCAGCCAAUUGUGGGAUCCCAAUUUCACCCCAUUGUUGCAGUUCCGGGGAUGAAUCUGAAACUUCCUGCAUCCCCAUCUCCACUACAACAAACCACCCCUGCUUCCUCAGGCGCAACCGGGGACGAUUACAUGAUAUCACAGUCAACCACUGCUAAUACUUAUGCGGUUGCUCCGCCACUGUCACAGGACACUAGUGGUUUGCUGGAUGAUAUGUUGAAGGAGGCUGAAACUUUGUCCCGGAAUGAGAAUUCCAAGGAGGAAAACUGUGUAGUGCAGUUUGGGAAUGCGCAAGCUGAGGACAACUCCAUGGCUGCAUCAAACAAGGGAAAACAUGUCCUUGAUGGGAUUGUGCAGAACGGAGCUGGUCAGCAUAUGUGGUCUGCUUACGGGAACCGCCAGGCCACUCCUGAGAACCAGUGGGCUGAUUCCUGCGCUGCUCAGGCACAUGCUGGGAUGAAGCGAAAGAAGGAACAAAUGGAGGAGAUUGCUUGCAUGGAUGAUGAUCUGUUGAGCCUACUAGACUGGCACCAUGGCUAUGGAGAUGUAUCAAUUGGUCAGCUUACAAAUGGGAUUGGUGCUAACAUGGGACUUGACCAUACUUCACCCUUCUCAGCCCCCGCAGCCACCACCACCGCUGCCACCUCCACCUCUGCCACCGCCACCGCCACCACCAGCACCACCAACCCGAGCCUUAAACAGGGCAUGGAGUCAUGCGAAUGGUACACCAUGCCUAGCAUUUGUUAAACAACUCUUUUUGGGAACACUUAACAUUUUAUUCAAAGGCAGUAGUUUUAUGGGUCUUAAGUUCAAUGAUUGUUUGAGAUUAACUUUUCUUACCAUUUGCAAAAGAAACAAAAAAAAGAGAAAGAUUUGUACAUUAUUGUAAAACUUUGUGAUAUUCUAUACUUAGCUAUUUAGA